CAGCCCUCGUCUUUUGGUGAAGGAUUCUUAUUGCAGGCAGACAUGGAGGAGCUGAGCGCCGUCGGUGAGCAGGUCUUUGAUGCGGAGUGCAUUUUAAACAAGCGCCUGAGAAAGGGAAAGUUGGAGUUCCUCGUCAAGUGGAGGGGAUGGUCAUCCAAACAUAACAGCUGGGAACCCCAAGAAAACAUCCUUGACCCGAGACUGUUGGCUGCAUUCAAAAAGAAAGAGCAAGAAAAGGAGCUCCUGUUACGUAAGAAAGGGAAAAGACCCAGAGGAAGACCACGGAAAAUCCUUGAAAAUGUGCCUGAAGCUCCAAAAUCAAGCAGCUCUUCAUCUGGCUCAUCGUCGUCAUCCUCCGAUUCCUCAUCCUCCUGCUCGUCCUCUUCGUCCUCAUCAGACGACGACGAUGAAGACGCUAGCGCCAAGCCGGCGACCCAGAGUGUCAGAACACGAGACCAUCAUCCUGUCCCGCAGAAGAAGGCCCAGAUCGUUGUGGCAAAACAGGAGCCAUCGAAGAAGCGAACCAGGAAACCACUGACCCCUGACCCGAAGGAGUUUCAGCAGAACAAAGGCCUUCGCAAAAUCCUGAAGACGUCAAAAGAUACAGAUCUCCCAGGAGCAAUCAAAAAGCCUGUUCACCCAGCAAGCUUCACCUUCAUGGGUUUCCAUCGGAACUCUGGUAGGGAUACACUGGGUGGUCCGAACAGGGGCUCUCCGACCCAGGGAGCGGCUGUUAAAAACUCCACGAGCUCUGCGGGAUCUGGAAAAUCAGUCCAACCUGCCUCCCUCUCUCUGAACAAAUCCAGCCAGAGCAGGAGCCUCACUGAGGGCAAACUGUCAAUCUCCAGCAUGAGCAGCGGGGCAGGUCUGGAUUUGAACACAGCUGCUGGUAAAUCAAAAGGGGUGGCAGCGUUGAAUUUGAAUACAUCCAAACACCCCAUUCAAGGCACCACUCAGCACACACUGAGCUCCCCCAAUGGACAAAAGAAAGCCCAGGCCCCCGUGUCAGCACUGCAGCGGUUACCCAACACCAGAGCAGUCGCUUCUGUCCCAACUAAGAGCGCCUCCUCCAAUCAAGGUUCUGGCCUUCAGCCGCUUAACCUUCAGAACAAACCAGUGCAAAGCAAUAGUGCUCCUGGGAAUGGUGCCACGCCAGUGUCAGGCCUGAGAAAUGCAACAAACCCAGCAAGGAAAACUACUGUCACACAAAACCAGGACUACAAUGCUCCCAAGAGUCCAGCAACCCUGGGAAGACCGCAGACCAGAAAGAACCAGCCGGGAGCAGACAAGGUCAAGGAGCCGACUGAAAUCCAGUCCUCUAGAGUCCAAGGCAGGCUGGAGAAGAGCACCGUGCACAAAUCCCCCGCAGAGGCCCAGAGCCAACCAGAGAGACCGGCCUACAAAGACGGCAAGAAAGCCAAAACGAACGACAUGAGCACGGGGGAAGAGGAGAGCAGCUCAGACUCUGACCACGAUUCUUCCUUCAUCGGACAGGAUCGCGCCAUGAACCAGGACUGGAAGCCCACACGUAGUCUGAUAGAGCAUGUGUUUGUCACGGAUGUCACCGCUAAUCUAGUUACUGUCACAGUCAAGGAGUCACCGACCAGCGUGGGCUUCUUCAGCAUGCGCAACUACUGAUGGGAUUCCAGACGCCGCAAACCAGAUGGGCUGUGAAACACACGGAAGGGAUUUGAGGUCGGAACUAAAUAAAAACCCUUUUUUGCUCGAGAACUCCUGAGGAAUGCAUCAGGGAGUGGAGGUCAAUUAACAUUUCAAUUUCUUUCAAUAAUAGACUCAUUUUUAGAUUAAAAAAGAAACCGAACCGGACAUCAGUUAUUGAUUGUAAUUAUUUAUUUGCUCGUGGCUACAAAUUGUGCAAGAAAGAUUUUUGGUCUCCUAUGAUAAUCUCAAGUAAACAAAUCUUCUCAACGAGUCCAAAAUUGUGUUGACACGAGGGUCGUAGAACAAUUUAUUCAGCUUAAGAAUCAUGCGUAAAUGCAUUGGCCCAUAUAGGUUUCUGAAUCUGUGCAUACAACUUUAGCAUAUAAGAGGAAUGUCUUACUGAAUAAAUUGAAGAUGACCUUAUAAACCGUAGGCAUGAGCAGGAGGGCUAGCUUAUUUUAUGGCAGACAUUUAGUUCAUAUUAUGUAAUAAUAUGUUGUGGAUUCAUAUCAAUCAAUAGUAAAUGUAAACCAGUUUUUUCUUAGUAUAGAAUUGUUGUUUUACUGUUUGGUUAAUUAGCUACCUCUGUUUGUUUUAUUUUAUUUGCUGCAAAUGUAUAUUAUUUUCAUCUGGGAGAGGAAAACCUUUCCCUCCAGGGUAAACCAUAUAAUUGUUUUUAUAUAGCUCUAAUGUAUUGACUUCUCAUGCUCUAUAAACCUGUGUUAGUACCAGAAACCAGCCUGAGCAGCUUUGUUUCUGUGAAGUGAAACACUCUCCAUCAGGAUGGGACCGGAGUUGUGCCCAGAGCUGAACUGUGCGCAGCUUUUAUCGCCUUGAAAAGAAGGUUCAUUCCACAGUGCAGCCAGUUUAUCUUUGGGGUUGUCCAAAUGGGCUGAAGCAUGUCAGGAGCCAGAUACAGUAUCUCUGUUCCUCCCUGGCGCUCUGAUAACACUUCAGUUGUGGCUGCGGUUUGCGCUUCUGUCUCUGCAUCAGCUCUGUCCCUCAGCGAGGUAUUCACCAGAAAAUGCAAUCUUCUCAGACUUGUAAUUAAUACAGACAAAACCCAGAGAAUAAGUGCUUGUGUUGACAUGGCUGGACGAUCACGGACAGUAUAUCUGUCAAAGCUUCUCUCUCAGUCUGUCAAAGCCUCCAAUGAGCCUUUCAGAUCGCCAAAGGCAACACAUUUCGAAGUGUGAAGUGGGGGAGAAAGUUGGGUGUGGACAGUAAACCUUUCAGCAUUGUUUGUCCCAGACCACAAAACACCAGAUUCCAUUGUGCCUGUUGCUGCUGGUGUUUCCAAAUGCCAAGUGCUGAAAUACCAGAUUGGAUUUGGUUUUGUUAUUUUAUUUUUGUUACUCGCAGCUGCAGACGUCUCAUUUCGCCCGCCUGCACGGCCUCAGGAGCUGCAGGCCCAGCCACUGAGAGAGAAAAAAAAAAGAGGUCUUUAUCUGAUGUAACGGAAAAGAAACCUCAACAAUGUGCGCUACUUUCUGCUCCCUUGAGAGGAAUUCAGCAACAAAGCACUUCGACUGAACUCUUCGUCUAAUCCUGCUCCGCAGACUGUGCCUUUCUUUCUCUCAAAGACUAAACACAAAGACAUUACCCCAAAGAUAGCUAGAAUUUCAGGUUGUUCAAUAAAGGAGUACCCCUAGGGCACGGCAUGGAGACUGUACCGUUGUUUUUCUCGUCCAUGUUGUUGUGAAACAGCUAAAAAAUGGAAGGCCUCCUGAAAGACUUUAUCACAAAUGUAUGGAGCAGACACAUAUUUGAUGCCUUGUUGAAACAAUGAAAGUGGUAAAGGUGGAAGUUAUAGAAGUGCUCUCCACUCCGGUUCAGCAGAAAAACACUGAGGGCGUUCUCAUAUUACAUGUGUUACAUAUGGAAAGACUGUAAGGGCGCAGCAUUUGGUUUCAUCAGUGUAGCUCUGUUAUGUCCACAACAGUCCUUUGUCGAAGAAAUGCAUUAGGCCAGAGGUGAAGAUCAGUCUAGGCUCAAUCAAAACAUCAUUCAUCACAACCAUGUAAUAGACUACGGGGUAACACAAAAGGUGUUUAUAUGAAUUUCUUAUAUGAAUCUGCUUUUUUCUAAAUAAUGAAAAGAAACACAUUUUUCAUGUUUCUUCAUUUAUUUCUUUUUUUAGAUACUAACCAUAUCAAUGGGAUGUUGUUCUCUUUACACUAUUUAUUUCAAAUUAAGAGCCUUUCAGGGUAGGACAGUGUCAUCAAUCCUUGUAUUGUGCCGCAUGUCAAACUGACUAAUAAAUGGUGCAAACCUUAUUUCUUA
Messenger RNA from Hippoglossus stenolepis (Pacific halibut), 3945 nucleotides. RefSeq names its product chromobox homolog 2 (Drosophila Pc class) (gene cbx2). The transcript is spliced from 5 exons. Lineage: Eukaryota; Metazoa; Chordata; Actinopteri; Pleuronectiformes; Pleuronectidae. Gene Ontology annotation, biological process: negative regulation of transcription by RNA polymerase II. Gene Ontology annotation, cellular component: heterochromatin; PRC1 complex. The coding region runs from base 43 to 1638 and encodes 531 amino acids. The record is from RefSeq and is a predicted model, not a curated record.